Drosophila kikkawai is the source of this 661-nucleotide messenger RNA. RefSeq lists its product as uncharacterized. The record is from RefSeq and is a predicted model, not a curated record. NCBI's taxonomy places the organism in Eukaryota, Metazoa, Arthropoda, Insecta, Diptera, Drosophilidae.
AGAAGUCAACGUUCAGUCUGGUUUUCACACAGAACCACAGGAACAACAGGAACUUGAAAGAUGAAUUCCCUGCAAGGAUCCCUCGUCCUCCUCCUGCUGGCUGGCGUUCUGCUCCGUGCUCAGGCGGGUCUCUUUGACUGCGAGGACAAGAUACCCGGACUGAGCGAGGUGGGCGACAAGAUCUCCGAGGUGACCGGCAGCAGCAGCAGCUCCGAGCAUGAGGUUCGAGAUUUCUUCAAGAACGUGGGCUGUCACAUCAAGGAGGGCGCCAAGAAGCUGGGCGAGAAGGCCAAGGAUUUGGGCGCCGAGCUGAAGGAGGGCGCCCAGAAGCUGGGCGAGAAGGCCAAGGUGCUGGGCAGCGAUCUCAAGGAUCGCUUUGAUGACUUCCGCGACAAGCUGGCCAAGGACUCGGCAGAGGAGAUGAGCAAGGAUCGCGGCUUCUUGGCCAAUGUGGAGAUCAUCAAUCCGGACAUCCUCAAGGGCGAGCAGCAGUGCGGCCAUGGACACAUCCUGGAUGCCUUGGGCAACUGCAGCAAGUUGAGGAAGUAGUCCUUGAAAAAUCCAACCCCCCUUGUCCUGUAAAUAUUUAAGUUUUUUUUUUUUUUUUUGUUCUCUUGAUUUCCUUCCAUGUGCUUUUUUUUGUGUAAAUAAAAAAUGAAAG